Pantherophis guttatus is the source of this 598-nucleotide messenger RNA. RefSeq names its product small nuclear ribonucleoprotein U11/U12 subunit 25 (gene SNRNP25). Lineage: Eukaryota; Metazoa; Chordata; Lepidosauria; Squamata; Colubridae. The record is from RefSeq and is a predicted model, not a curated record. Gene Ontology annotation, biological process: mRNA splicing, via spliceosome. Gene Ontology annotation, cellular component: U12-type spliceosomal complex. Gene Ontology annotation, molecular function: protein binding.
CGCGAGGAUCCGGCCACGACGAUGAUGGAGGAGGAGGAGGAGGAGGAGGAGGAGGCGCACGCGGAGGCGGUGGCCCGCUGGCAGGCCGGCCUGGCGCAACUAGUCAGGGACCCGCUCCUUUGCGACCUCCCGGCGCAGGUGACCCCCGAGGAGAUCUGCUCGCAGGUGGCGCUCGAGUAUGGACAGGCGAUGACGGUGCGCGUGCGCAGAGUCGACGCCUCAGAGGCGCCCAUGCCGGUGGUGGUGGUGCAGAGCGCGACCGUGCUGGAGCUCAAGAAGGCGCUGCGGCGGUUCGUGCAGCUGCGGCAGGAGCGGCAGGGCGGCGUGCGGCACAUCAGCUGGAGGCACGUCUGGCGCACCUACAGUCUGACCUUCGGCGGAGAGAAGCUGGCGGACGACCGCAAGAAGCUGCGGGAGUAUGGGAUCCGCAACCGGGAUGAGGUCAGUUUUGUGAAAAAGCUCCGGCAAUGAACUCCCAGUGAUCGAGAAUCCACAUUUGAAAAAGUGCUGGAUCUUUUUCUGAACACGAAGAUAUCAAUGAAUCUGAAGCAAGUAAUAGCCAGCCAGUAACAUUAAAAUUUCUUAAAUUAUAAUAAAA